Messenger RNA from Penaeus monodon (black tiger shrimp), 1688 nucleotides. Its product is annotated as A-agglutinin anchorage subunit-like. The transcript is spliced from 4 exons. Lineage: Eukaryota; Metazoa; Arthropoda; Malacostraca; Decapoda; Penaeidae. The record is from RefSeq and is a predicted model, not a curated record. The coding region runs from base 134 to 1024 and encodes 296 amino acids. Gene Ontology annotation, molecular function: metal ion binding.
UUUUACAGAGUUCACUCUGACUACUUCCUUCACUCGAGGCUAUCGCUGCGUGACCUCGUGCCUCCCCCCCCCAUCCCCCUGCAGGACCCUCUCACCUGUGACAAAAGUGACGCAACAUCGGCAGUGAACAGAAAUGCUGGACGAAAAGCCAAGCACCGACUGUGCCCUCUGCCUGCUCCGUUUCGACACGGGGCCUCGCUCUCCGAAAUCCAUGCCCUGUUCCCACGCCCUCUGCCUCUCCUGCAUCCUACAGCUCCUAAAUCCUGGUUUCACGCCGGACGUGGCACUGGAGGAAUGCAUCAUCCCUGGAGGAAGGACUAUAUUUUGUCCCAAAUGCCAGAUGGAAGUUGGGACGGAUGCCUUACAAACGGAUAGGAACAUUCUGGCUCAGCUAGACGCCGCUUCCCCCAGCUUGGAAAACCUCUCCUUGACUGAGCCGACAGAGGUACCUGUAGGCUGGGCAGUACCACCACCUCCGGGAAAUACCAUACCUCCUGGCACUGCAGACGAAACGAUAGCCUUCCAACAGCACUUAGACAGCUUGGAUCGGCAGCAUGAACAGACAGCUGACGCGGCAACGGUAGGGUGGGUCGGCUUGGACAAGAAAGCCAUGGACGUGUCUCAGAAUUCCUCACAACCACGGCCCAUAGAAGCCUGGUCGGGUGCCGGCGCUGCUCUCGCAACUGGAGUCGCCCUUGGGAUGACCGCUACUGCUGCAGGAGGCGUAGUGGAAGGAGGGGGAGAGGUGCACGAGCCUUCUUCCUCCCCACCAGCUGAUUCUGUGCCUCCUGCGUCUGUCUGUGAGCCUCUAGUGAGGAAAGUCGAGGUCGUGGUAGAGGAGAAGCAUCCAGGCUCUCGUCGCUCGUCCACUUCUUCCUCUUCUUCCGAUUCUUCUUCUUCGUCUUCUUCCUCUUCGUCGUCCUCGUCGUCUUCAUCAUCAUCUUCCUCUUCAUCUUCCUCUUCAUCUUCGUCGUCCUCCUCCUCCUCCUCCUCAUCAUCAUCUUCUUCUUCUUCCUCUCAAUGAAAUGCAACUGUAAUAGGAAGACCAUUGUUAUAUCCAUACAGAUUUUCCCCCCUAAAAGUAAACCGUUUUUUUUUUUUUUUUUUUUUUUUUUUUUUUUUUUUUUAAGAAACUGAACUAUACAUGCACUCAUCAUAUUAUUAAAAAAUACCUUUCCAGUUGACUUUGUCCCUAAAACAAUAGCUUUCAUUUCUAGUCACACCCAAGACCAGGAAAGGAUUUGAAAUACUAUACUGUAAAUGUUUAUUAUAUUGAUUAGUAAGCAAGAUAUUAAGUCUUUAUCAUCUCAUGUAUAGAAAGCACUUGAUUUAAUUUCCGAAAAAAAGUGUAAAACAUCCAAAGAAUAGCAGACCUUACAAAAAAUACAAGGAAUACGUAGCUAGUUUUAAACGCCUAAUUUUCCUCAAACUUCAACUUUGUCCUCUGGGUAUCUACGUGGAACACCUUUGAGGACAAAUUAAUCAGGAGCUAAUGACAGGAAAGGGAAUGACAGGCAUAAAGAAAUAAGCAAGUAAGUCAAUGGAGAGAACUGGCAUGACAUGAGAGGCAGGCAUGUCAAGAAGGCAUUUCAGGUUUUAUGUAGGAUAAUAUAUGUAUAGAGAUUGUAUAAACAUGUUAUGUUUAUCUUGAAAGGUUUGAGGCAUUUACAAUAUAAAGUGGAAUUCAA